Molecule: messenger RNA, 682 nt
Organism: Drosophila biarmipes
Lineage: Eukaryota; Metazoa; Arthropoda; Insecta; Diptera; Drosophilidae
Exons: 4
Coding region: 244-660 (138 amino acids)
Source: RefSeq, a predicted model, not a curated record
AAAUCCAAGUUAUCUUUGAUUUAAAUUGCAAAAGAAUCGGUAAAUAAAUGAACUAAAUUUCUAUGUAAUUAAGGCUUUAGGAUAGCAAUUCGGACCAGUUCUGUCCUUUUUGCGAAGGAAUAAUAUGACCAACCGUGCAGCAACUUUGACUUUGCAUACAGGAGUCAUUUUCUCAGAUCCAUCUAAUGUCCUUAUACUCCUCGUCACUUUUGCAAAUUAAUUUACAUAUUGAAAAAUAUUGAAAUGUGCUUGAGACGGCACCAAAAGCGUUUUUGCCUUAUAUUGGCAUUAGUGACGAUAACUUGGGGACUUGCUGAGGUAAUAUACGGUUAUCACAUUUUAACCACGAAAGGUGUUAAUAAUUGGUUAAUGGCGGCAAUCGUGGCCUGGAUUCCUGUUCUCAUAGCAUCGAUUUUUCUGAUUCUAGGCGCAUUAAAAAAAAUUCCUCGUUUGCUGCUGGUCUGGAUAAUAGUUUCAUUGAUAUGCGGAAUCGCUCUGAUUAUUAUAAAGUCGGGACUAUUGAUAUAUUUGCAUGAUUGUUCUGCAACUAACGACAUUCUGACAGCGCUGUUGAAUAUUAUCUUUUUAUUGCUGGUCUAUGUUUGGGCAUUCUACCCUUAUGCAUACAUGCGAGAAAUGAAAGAACAACUUUUGGAAUAAACUACUUACUUAUUAUACCGUC